AUGAGCAAGCCUGCCGUGCCGCGAUACUACGGACGAAAGAAAGAUGACAAAUCCUCCAGCGAACUCUCCUUGGAUUCCGACUCCAGUGACUCCGCCGAGGACCCUAAAAACAAAGCGACGGUUGGCAAUAAUUCCAAUUCAAACCAGAAUCAGUUACGAUUGUCUGGAUCCAGCUCCAAAAGUCGCCCCUCGAGAGAGACGAUGUCGUUAAAGGAGAAGCUAAAGCGAAAAAUGCAGGCGCAGUUAGCAAGGCAACUGCGUGCAGACAAACGGGCUGAAGCAGAGCGGUUAGAACGCGAGAGCAGACGACAGGCGCGUCGCGACGAGGAAAUGAGGGAACUCGCGAUCAAACUGCGACGCAAGCAACGUGAAAUGCGGCACCAGCAAAACCGAAGGUCCAGUGAUGAUGAAUCUGACGGAAGUCAUAGUGGCUCUUCGUCGAGAGCAUCGCCUGCACCAGAUAAGAAACGAAGCAGCCGAAGCAGAUCAAAAAGCCCCACUCAAGACGAUCAAAAGAAACGCAUUCCAGUAUGGGAAACUCGAAUAUCGCCCAACCGUAGAGAAAUUGGCGAAACUUCACAUUAUCAAGAAAGGCGGAGAUAUCAAGAUACUGAAUACGAUAACAUGAAACCAGAAGACGAUAGACCACAUUACUCCACUCGUUUCGAAAAACACAGAAACCACGAAGGCAAUAGGAAUUUCGAAGGAAACAGAAAUUACGGUUAUCGUGACUAUACUCAAGGAUAUGAGAAUAGACCAGAUAUUAGAUGGGAAGAGAAACGCUAUCCACCAGGGCAAAGGAGACCGUAUGGCCAUAGAGGAGGGCAUAGAGGCUAUGGCCACAGAGCAGGGAAUUACUCUGAAGGACCUUCGUGGCAAAGUCCGCAAGAUUCUCAAGACGAUAAAGACAGGUCAGAUAGUGCUCCUAAGAAUAGAGUGAAACUCGUCGAUUAUUAGAGAGGGUAACACACGAUCAAACACAAAAAUAGCUGAAGAUUAUUGUGAUAAAUUAUAUCAAAAAUAAAAAUGAACAGAUAUCAUUAUUAUCAACUCAUUGUACGUACCAUUUCUGAGCACACGACUCCUCGACAAAGAGGAUUUAGACCAUAUGAACAGAUGUAAUCCUGAAUAAAUAUGAUUUAUUAAUAUCGCUAGUUCUCUUUUUACACAUUUUGAUAAAUUUUAAUGAACAUAAGAAAAAGAAGAUGACUGGAGUGUUUGAAAUGACCUUAUGUGAUGAUUAAAACGAAAAAAUGUUUACAGAAACGAGUCCUGUAGAUUUAGUUGAUCGUGUGUACACCUUAUUAAAGCAAUUUGUAAUGCCAAAUUAGACAGAAGAAUAACGGAAUAACUUUUAAUGGAUACACUUGGCCAGAAAUCUUCGAAAGUUAAUCCACUACUGCGGGCUUAGCAUAAGUGCAAGCAAAUAGGUAAAACUUGCAAUCUUUUGCACAUUUUUGCAAUAAAAAAAAAUUGUAAUCUUUUAUUAUGUCUAGAAUUAUAAUAAUAAUAAUGUGCCACGUAACCACAACACAAAAUAAUUUUAUCUCACCACGGAAUCUACUGUGCUAUGAGUGUCAAAGCAACAAAAUUGUGUGUGUAUAUAGAAAAGCUCGUUUCCAAAUUGUUCCUAUCGGGAUUGGAACCCAGGACCUUUUCAUCUAGUGCCCAUAAUGCUAACAGCUGGGUCGCUAAGAUCAUCGAACUCGUUACUAUAACAUUGUGCAUUGGUAAGACUCGCGUGACGUCGGCGAAUUGACAGCUUUCGAAACACAACCUUUUGUGUUUGUGCUCAUGCUAAGCCGGCGUAUAAAUAUCUUCCUUUGACAUAAUUUAAAUUUAAGUUGUAUAUCAAAUAUGAAUAAAUUCUGUUGCGAGUUUACAACAUAAUAUUAUUUUUGUUUGGCAACUUCUAAAAAAAAAAUCUUUUGCCAAAUUUGUUGUAGUUUUUCCGUUUUUUACCCAUACUUUCUAUUUUAGUUUCAUGCAGUAGGUUUUGUACCCUAAUUUUCUAUUUUAUUUUAAUUAUUCAUCUAGUUAAAUCCCACGUUUUUAUAUUAAUUCCAGCCCGUAGAGGCGUCCUAGUGUUAAACUUAUAAAUAUAUUUUUUAAAUCCACUAAGAAGUCCGACGAGUUCUGGAAAUGUGAAGGAUUUGACAUUUCCGUAACUUCAGAUGGGUAUC
Hyposmocoma kahamanoa is the source of this 2183-nucleotide messenger RNA. Its product is annotated as RNA-binding protein 25-like. The transcript has 6 exons. The record is from RefSeq and is a predicted model, not a curated record. The coding region runs from base 1 to 957 and encodes 318 amino acids. NCBI's taxonomy places the organism in Eukaryota, Metazoa, Arthropoda, Insecta, Lepidoptera, Cosmopterigidae.